Phlebotomus papatasi is the source of this 4472-nucleotide messenger RNA. It is a transcript of the gene spn-E, whose product is annotated as probable ATP-dependent RNA helicase spindle-E. The record is from RefSeq and is a predicted model, not a curated record. NCBI's taxonomy places the organism in Eukaryota, Metazoa, Arthropoda, Insecta, Diptera, Psychodidae. The transcript has 7 exons. Gene Ontology annotation, molecular function: RNA binding; ATP binding. Gene Ontology annotation, cellular component: intracellular anatomical structure. Bases 70 to 4359 code for a protein of 1429 amino acids.
GAGAAAAUCGAUGAAGUAUACAAAACGCAGUCGGCUCGCAAACAAAAAAGUGUCAGAAUUCCGUGAAAAAUGGAUGAUCUCCUGGAUUUCUUUAAUCCAAAUAAGAAGAUUGAGCGAAGGCCUAUCAUUGCCGGUGGCCGAGUGAAUACAUUCGUGGAGCCAAAUGUGAUUUCGAGGCCAAUUCCAGAAGACAACAGAAGUUAUGCGGAAAAAUUCCAGGACCAUGAGCUUCGCACCAUGCGCCAUGUCAAAGAUGAGGAGGCAUUCAUGGAUGCCGAUGAAGAUGAGGAGAGUAUGGUUGAGGAAAGUGAUUUUGAUGAUCGUGCAAAUCUCAAUCAAGGCAUUUACUCUAAAUACAAAUUUGAGGCGACAGCAGGAAAACGUCUCCCAAUUCAGGUUCACCGCAAAGAGAUUCUCGAUACAAUUUCCGAGAAUCCCGUGGUGGUGAUUGAGGGACCAACGGGUUGUGGAAAGACCACGCAGGUUCCGCAGUAUAUCAUGGAAGAUGCAUUUGCCAAAAAGAAAUAUUUUAACAUUGUUGUGACGCAGCCAAGACGUUUGGCGGCAGUCAGUGUGGCCAAGAGGGUGGCUCAGGAGCGUGAAUGGGUGCUGGGGGAUGUGGUGGGUUUCCAGAUUGGACGGAAGAAGGAAGUGACAGAGGAUACACGCAUAACAUUCUGCACAACAGGAGUUUUACUGGAGAAAUUGGUGAAGAGUCAAUCAUUGAGUGAAUAUACGCACAUAAUACUCGAUGAAGUUCACGAACGAGAUAUUGACAUGGACUUCCUUUUGAUUGUGAUCCGUAAGAUUUUCUUUCGUGCACGAAAUCCCGUGAAGAUCAUCAUGAUGUCAGCCACAAUUAAAUCUGAAAAAUUUGCUGACUAUUUUACGAUUAACGAAAGAGUUCCCAUUAUUAAUCUCACUCAAACUUCACAAUAUGUUGUUAAGGAGUACUUUAUUGAUGAUAUCAAAAAGAUUGGCUUCAAUCAAGCUGUCAUUUCCGAUGGACCAGAAAUUUCAGCCGAAAUGUACUCUUUUGCUGCUCGAUUGAUUUUGGGAUUGGACAAUUUGGAGAAGAGAGAGGCACAGGAAUCUGAAGAAGGGUCAUCUUCGAGAAGUGCCACGAGAAAUUCAGUUUUAGUUUUUCUCCCGGGAAUUAAUGAGAUCAAUCAAUUGCACAAGGAAUUGGACAAAUUGACAGAUCAAGAAGGAGACUUUAGGUGCGAAGUUAUUCCACUUCAUUCUUCCCUGACGCAUGAAGAGCAGCACAGAGUUUUCAAACACUUCACCACAGCACGAAAAGUCAUUCUGUCCACGAAUAUUGCUGAGAGUUCAAUCACGGUGCCAGAUGUUAAGUUUGUCGUGGACUUUUGUCUCACCAAGAAUCUCCGGGUGGACACCACGACCAAUUUCUCUUCUCUGCAGAUGGAAUGGGCCUCCCUGGAUAACUGCAUUCAACGAUCUGGUCGUGCUGGACGUGUAAUGGAUGGAAGGGUGUAUCGACUUGUGACGAAGCAGUUUUACAGGUCGGGUCUCCCCAGGCAUAUUACGCCAGAGAUGCAGCGUCAAUCCCUCGAAACUGUUGUCCUAAAGUCCAAACUGAUCGAUAUGGGUGCUCCUGAAACAGUUUUGGGCCUUGCCAUGGAUCCUCCACUGAAAUCUGACAUUCACAAUGCCAUUCUGCAACUGAAGGAGUUGGGAGGCCUUCUGAAUACGGUCAAUGGUGAAUUUGUGCUCAAUGAUGGAGAUAUGACAUUUAUAGGUAAAGUCAUGGCUCAUCUACCGGUAGAUAUCCGUGUAUCUCGACUUAUUGUGUUGGGACAUACAUUCAGUGUUGUGGAUGAGGCAGUAAUAAUUGGGGCGGCUUUGAGUGUUCAGGGAGUCUUUUCGGAGCACUACAAUCGUGAGAUGACGACAUAUGCCACAAAAUUGGCUUGGGCCAAUGGAACAGGAAGUGACUUGAUAGCCCUAUUGACGGCUUAUAAGGUGUAUCAGGAGCGUGUGAGGCAAAAUCAGCGGGAAUUUGAUCAUAGAUGGGCUGAAAGAUGUGGUAUACAGUUGAGGAUGAUGCAUGAAGUGGUGGAAUUGGUGCAGGAAAUCAAUCAUAGAUUGGCAUAUUUCAAUAUACAGCCAAUUCCUGCACCAUAUGCCGGUGUGAUGAAUGAGUAUGAACGUUGUAUUAUUCUGAAGGUUGUCUUUGCUGGUGCUUUUUAUCCCAAUUUUGCCGUUUAUGGGGAAAAUGAUGCUGAUAGUGAGAAGGAAACUUUUCGUAUUACAAAUGGACGAAAUCCCUGCAAUACGGUUAUACUACAGGGAUUGCCCAGUAAGCACAUUGGGCAGUUGUACAGGAAGAGUAUUAAAGAGAUAUUUUGGAAUUUUCUCGAACGUUCAACGAAGAUUGAUGUGAGUUUUGAUAAUUCAGAAAAGGUCUAUGUGACUUUUACUCCAAGUAGGAGUGACAUUGAUUCCCAAUUGGGUGCCUACCUCACUGAAUAUCAGGACAAUCACGAUGUGUCCGGAAAUGUUCUGGUGGAGGUGUAUAAGGCUGUUAAGUAUGGUCAAUUGAAUCGGGGAUUGAAGUUGAAUGUGCUAAAUCCGGGAAAAGCUCAGGAUUAUGCUCUCGAUCAUGGUGUUGCUGAACGGACAUCUGGUGAAUUUCAGUGGAAGAAGCAGGAAAAGAUGAAUCGUGAUUAUGUGGUUUAUCCUCGAAAGAACUACAUUGACGGCAAAUUGACGCAUUUUGUGCAUUUGCACAAAUUCUUCAUUCUUCCACGUGAGGAAGCUCAGGAUGAAGAUCGCAUCAGAACAUUGCUCAAUAGUUCAGCAAAUCUCGAAAGUGUGCGCAAGGAACAACUCAAAGUUGGCAUGAUGGUGGCUGCUCAGCGUCAAUUUGGCAAUAAUCUCUACUUCUGUCGUGCUCGUGUGAUUGACAAUGAUUUCAGUCAACCACAGAAAGUUGAAGUAUUCUUCAUUGAUUUUGGCAAUACAGCUAAUUUGUCCAUGGCAUGUAUUCGGCUCAUUCGCCAAGGACUUCACGCCAAUGAUUGUCUCGUGGAACAAUUGCCACCAAGAGCUAUAGAAUGUCGUCUAGCCUGCAUUGCCCCGACAGCCAUUAGUGCCAUUCGAGGACGUUGGACGGAGGAGACCAUAAGGAGAUUCACCAAUAAGAUUCCUGUUAACUCCAAAGUGAGAGCUGAUGUUUAUGCCUUCGUGGAUGGAAUAGCCUACGUUACGCUCAAUCACGGUGGAGAGAGUCUCAAUGAAUGGGCAAUUAGGAUGAAACUGGCCCAAUACUCUGAUGAGAAUUACAUGGUUAAGUUUGAUCAUGACCGUCGAAUGGCUUGUGAAUUACUCAAGCAUCCCUAUAUCUUGGAUGAUGUUCAAAUUGAUGCCAUUGUGAAGCCACAAGAGGCCGAAGUGAAUGCACCACCGGAAAAUAUUUGUGAUAAACAAUUGAGUCUCAAAGGUCCAACGAGUCCGUUGACUGCAAAUCUUUUUUCCCUUACCAAGAGUGCCAGUAUGAAAAAUUGCAGGAUAGAGAGGAAUUCAGUGAACAGUGUACUCCUGGAUAAUAACUAUCAGGAUUACCAUCAGAAGAUGCUGGUGGCUACUCACAUUAAGAAGUCAGGCAAUGGAGAUUUACUUCUCUAUCAAACCACUGUGAUGCCAAACAUUCCGGGGCUUAUGGCACUGUUGUCGCUCAUUUUCUGCCCAACGGCAGAAUUUUGUCGUGAUUCUGACAAUUCACGUUUCAUCUCAGUGCUGACGGGAUUGGGAAGUAAGCCUGGUACGAAGAUUCCCAUGUUUGAGGAACAUGAUAUGCAGAUUCCGUUAGAUAUUAAACUGGAUCAUGAUGAUAUUGAGUGCAUCAAUCAACUGAGGUAUUCUAUGAGCAGUUUGCUCUUGCUGAGAAAUGGUCAGGAUGUACCGGAACUUGAGAAUCAUGCUCGAUAUAAGUUGCAGCAGAAGAUUAGAGAUCUUACGCUCAACAUUUUGACACGAUCUCGUCCACUUUGCGAGAGGAAGUUUCCACCAAAGCCCUUUGUUUGGAAUCAAUGUGAUGUGAAGCCAACGGAAUUGCUUCAGAUCAGUGAUCUUCACAAUGGAGCUUCCAUUUUUCCCUUUCUGACUUCGCUGAAAUUGGAUCCAAUGGCCACUGAGGAACAGACUGAGCGUUUGAAUAAGAGUUGCAAAGAACUCUACGAGAUUAUUUCAAUCAACCGCAUCCAGAAGGACGGUGUUAAAUGCUUGCUCUGCGAUGCUUAUCUGAAUGGCGUUAUUCAGGUACGACUUCAUGUCUUUACAAAACUUCAUCAGGAUCGCGAGGCUGAAAUUGGCUUCAUUAAGCAAAAAUAUUGAAAACUUUUUUUAAUUAUUAGUUUCUUUUUUUUUAUUAUUAUUUCUUGACAAUUUUGAAGUAUCUUGAAAUACAGAAUAUUAUUGAAGUACAAAAGAAAAAAGUGUUUUAUUUA